GAUAUUCCAUCCUCGCCAUUUUGCAAUGUGGGAGACAGAGAGGCCACUUUUAUGGCCAGCGAAUUCAAAGUGAGCGAGACGAAGAGCGCGGAUUUUACUGCGUGAGACUCGGUCAUGGAGGAGAACAGCAAUGUUGCUGUGCUCAUCACUCGCUCCAGCUCAGCCUCCUCCUCGCCCACGUUACCCCUGGGCUCCCAAUCGCGGAUCAAGAAAGCUGUGGAUCUGGAUACCUCUCAGCGAUUGCAGCAGAAACAAGCAGCCGAUUCUCUGAUACAGGUCAUUGAAAAGCUGAGCAAGAUUGUUGAGAAGAGGCCGCAGCGGCGCUGCACCAUGAUGGGACAGAAAAGAGGCGGAUUUGAAGAGCGCCAGCGAGGAAGCAAAGGGGACGUUGUGGCGAAGAAGAUGAGGCGGACCAGCAAAGAAGAGGCGAGAGCUGAAGGAGAGGUGUCUGACAAAGCUGUUUUCCCACCAGCUUUUGGUGACAGAAAUAACAACCUAACCCCCACAGCGACUGAAAUAACAAACAAUGGCAGUUCCAGCGACCACAAACGAACGGUGACAUGCUAUCAGUGCAGCCUGUGCACGUAUCUCUCCCCCACCCUGCCCCUGCUCAGAGAGCACCUGAAGCAACACAACGAGCUCUAUAAUGACCUCAUCCUCAUGUGCUCCGAGUGUCGCUUUAGCUCCAGAGACCAGCAGCAGCUGGAGGAGCACGUCAAGACGCACAUGGACAGUGGGGCGGUGCAAAGGAAGGACUCUCCCCCUUCAGGUCCAGUACACAAUGGAGAAGGGAAAAGUGUGGAGGCAGGAGCUGAGAAGACGGAGAGCUCUGCGUUUGUUGGAAAAGAGGAUAUGAGUAGUUGCACAAACUCGCCGCAGAGGAAGAAGUGGUACAGCUACGAAGAGUACGGGUUGUACCGCUGCCUUAUCUGCAGCUACGUGUGCAGCCAGCAGCGUAAUCUCAAGACACACGCCUGGAAACAUGCCGGACUUGUUGACUGUUCCUACCCGAUAUUCGAGGACGAAGUAGGAAGCUCCUCAAGGAAAGACACCGCGACUGCUGUUGGUGGCACAAUCAAAGAGGAGCUUGUUGUGUUCUCAUCCCUUCCUCAAGAAAAAAGCCUUCAAAGCUUGCCUGCUGCCUUCAAACUUCAGCCUUGUGUGUCCUUACCUUCCCAGCUCAUGAAAGACCCUUUAAACCAGCCGGCAUCGACUGACAGCCUGAAAGUAAGGGAGGAAGAGGAAGGGCCGAUCAAAGACGAGCCAGUGGUGGAAGUGCAGGUCACGACAGAGGCAGAGACCCAAGUCGAGCUCGAUAUUCACCAGGAUAAUGCCGAGAUCUCAGACAGCCUGCUGUCCUCGGCUCAGAAGAUUAUCAACAGCAGUCCCAAUAGCGCUGGCCACAUCAAUGUGAUUGUCGAGCGCCUGCCCACUGCUGAGGACUCGGUCAUGGUAACAAAUCCGCUUCUUCUCAGCCCGAAUGUGGUCGAAGGCCAGAGCUUAAACAGAACUGAGGAAGAAGAGGCUGCCGGAGAAGUCCACCACCUCAAGCAGGAGGUGGUCUUUGACAACAUCGACGAAGAUGCCGUAGGCGAGUCCCAGCGUGAUGAAAAUAUUCCUCCUGCUGGUCGUAAGAGGACGCACUCUGAGUCGCUGCGUCUUCACUCACUGGCUGCCGAGGCGCUGGUUGCGAUGCCGAUGAGGACGGCAGAACUCUCCUGCAGUAGGACGAUCCAAAAAACAAGCACGCCGAGUUCAAACCCAGAGCUCAGACCUGCUGAUGUCGCAGGGCAAAAGGACUUCACGGCAUCAGCUGCCAUGUUGGAUUUAGAGGAGAAACAUGGGGAGUUGGGAUCCCUUGGUUUCGGGAAUGUUGAGGAUGAGGGUCCUGCUGCCAAAGCGGGUAUUAGCUUGUCCUUGCUCACUGUCAUUGAAAGACUAAGAGAACGCUCUGACCAGAACACAUCAGACGAGGACAUUUUGAAAGAGCUCCAGGACAAUGCGCAGUUCCACCACGGAGCAAGUGCUGGUGCCGGAGUAGACGGCUCCCCGGAUGGCAGUUUGGUGGAGUACAUCCCUGGCAGCGACAGGCCGUACCGGUGCCGCCUCUGCCGCUACAGUAGCGGCAACAAAGGCUACAUCAAGCAGCAUUUGCGAGUCCACAGGCAGAGGCUGCCGUACCAGUGUCCCAUCUGCGAGCACAUCGCGGCGGACAGUAAAGACCUGGAAAAUCACAUGAUCCACCAUUGCAAGACCAGGAUGUACCAGUGUAAGCAGUGUCAGGAUGCCUUCCACUACAAGAGUCAGUUGAGAGCUCAUGAACGGGAACAUCAUGACAGCACAGACACAAGCGCACUGACACCCCUUGCCGAAAGUGCGACCCCCGGGGAGGAACUGGAGCGUGCAAAUGAUGAAGACGGAGGUUUGCAGAAGAUGUUCAAGUGUGACGUGUGCGACUACACCAGCUCCACAUAUGUCGGGGUGAGGAACCACAGGAGGUUUCAUAACUCUGACAAACCAUACCGAUGCUGCAGCUGCGACUUUGCCACCACAAACAUGAACAGUUUGAAGAGCCACAUGAGGAGACAUCCUCAGGAGCACCAGGCUGUACAGCUGCUGGAGCAAUACAGGUGCUCCCUCUGUGGCUAUGUGUGCAGCCAUCCGCCGUCUCUCAAGUCCCACAUGUGGAAGCACGCAGGAGACCAGAACUACAACUACGAGCAGGUCAACAAAGCCAUCAACGAGGCCAUCUCGCAGAGCAGCCGAGCUCCUCAAAAGUUGUCCGAGGUUCAGGAGUCACUCACAGAGCGCCCUGCCGUAGCCCCUGCCUCUGCGGGCCAACAGAAGACUCAUGAAUCGGCACCAGUAGUGGCCAGACUCGGCGCAGAUGCUCAAGUUAAAACCGAACCGUCACAGUCCGUGUCUGCCGCCCACCUGGGGUCCAACAUGGAGUAUUGUGUUCUGCUUUUCUGCUGCUGUAUCUGCGGCUUCGAGUCCACCAGUAAGGAGCGGCUGAUGGAGCACAUGAAGGAGCACGAGGGCGACAUCAUCAGCAUCAUUCUCAACAAGGACCAGCUGCAGACAGCUCAACAAGCAGACGUUCCGGCAGCCGAGUGAGCCAAAAUCAUUUUCAGACACUGACUCCCCCUUUAAGUACUGGCACCUCAAGGGCAUCUUCACAACUUUGGGUGAGGCGCACUCACAAACACACACUUUGACGAAUGUUUUUGGAUUUCGCAGACGCCCAAAUGACAAUGUCUGUUGGGAAUAUUUCAUUUCAAGGGAUCCGUUGGAGCUUUAACCCAAGUUCGUAUACUGCAGAAUACAAGUUGUACCUCACAAAGUCACUCACUCCUCACCGUUUUGAGAAAAGUUCACAGAAAGGCAGCUGUUUUUGCUUCUAUUUAAUUUAAUGUAUUUAUGCCACUGUGUGACACAAGCACAUGUUCAAGGCCGCUAGUUUUGUUGCCUGUAAUUUAGUUUUAAACCUUUUAAUUGCAUGCAUUUUUUUUCUCAGUAAGCCAGUUUAUUCUUCUGAUUAUUCUAAUUUAUAUAUACAUGUAGUUUCUGUACGUGACUGACUUGUUGAUAAGCAGCUAGUUUGUGUGGCGAAAACACAGUUUUCACAGACCAAAUUAAGGCUGACUCCUCCGCAGCUCACGUGGGUCUCCGUCACUUGUCGAUCGGGAAUAAUUUCAAAAGGGAACGCAGCCGUUUCAGGUGCCUAAUGGUUCACUUAGUUCUGGUCCAUAUUAACGCAAACGUGCACAGCGUUUGUUUCAUGCGGCCGCAAUCCUUAAACGCCAUAGUGCGGAAAUAAAGUUGCUCAUCAACAUUGUUCACACAGCAACGUAAACCAAUGCUUUUCUAAAAAGCAAGACAAAACAAUGAAUUUCUUAUUUAUCUGAGCUCUAGCAUAAGAUGUAAAAUGUCUAAGUUCUCUGGUUUGCAUAUCCUGUGUCAGGUUGAGCCAAAAAGAUGAAAAAAAGCUAACAUUUAGUUUGCUUUUUUUUCCCUCAGAACCAGCACCGUAGCUUAAUGACAAUAAAAUCGAGGUGUUUAGAGUCCAUUUGAGUUGUGUCUGACCUUGAGGUGGGAACGCGAAUCGAGACCAUCAGACUGACGUUGCAUUUGAAGAACAUAGUCUUAGAACGCACUCAUCCGAAUUGUUAUUACAGUAUUGCGAGGCAAACUACUCAUCUUACGUGAAAAAGACUUUUUCUUUGCAGACUAGACGAGUCUUCUUCGCAGAAGACCAACUGGACUUCCACACUGUUCUUCUCACAUGCACAAGUUCCCUCCAACUUUUUGUCUUUGUUUCUGAGGUUUCCGCAGCAACUCAGCCUCUUCCACUAAUCUUACCCAUCUUUCCUACUCACACUGAUCCUGACCGCCUUUAUCCACCCACGAACCUCAUUGGUUAUUCUCUUCUUAAAUCUGCAUGCGUGACAUUCUUAGUGCAUCAUUGUCCCUUCCAGCACAAUUUCAGGAAAAAAUCUGACCAGGAUUUUUCUGGACGAUAUUUCGAUUCGAUUCACUUCAGAUCCAGAAUCAUUGCAUUUUUGUGUGUGUGUGUAGUAGAAAUUUGUGGUAUUGCCUCCGGACAUAGCAACUUAAGCGCCACAGGUUGUAUACAGGGCCUGCUUCUCUAAUCUUCCUAACAGGACCGCAGUGAAUUGAGGUCCUGUUGAAACUGACGGAACAACUUCAACUGUGAGCGAAGCACGAUUGCAUUGUGGUUGCGCUGUCGCAGUUUUGAUCAGCGGUGAGACUUGUUUGCAUUGUGCACAAGAUUGAUGCGGUGCCACGAGUGUUUUGGAUCACGAUUUCAGUCAGCCCUAGUCUCUUCUCACCUGGUAUCUUGAGCUGUUGGUAUUCUUGAAAAAAGAACAAAAACAAAGGCAUAAAUAAGAUUUAAAAAAAUUCUCUUCUCAGGUACAAUUUCACCAUUUCGUAAAUAUGAGAGGAAAAAUCCUCUUGAUCAGUCCUGCUUCCAGGGGGCCUACAUUUCCACACGUUAAAUUCUUCUCACAAUUUUUUAGCAAUUCUUCAUUUAAUAUUGGUAUGAAAUUGGUCUUUAUACAGGAUGCCCUUAGAAUUUCAACCAAACGCCACUGGUGGUGUUACUCAAAUGAGCUGUUUUGCCAAUAUUAUUAGCCCAAACUUCAUUUCCUCCAUAAUAAACUAGUGGUGUGGGUGUCCAGAGCUUGUUGGCAUUAAGUGAAGAACCUUCAAGAAAGUACUGCCAUUCGGCAUGAACGUGUGGAUCUGCCUUCGUGUUUCCUGUGUUCACUGAACAUGCCAUGUACAGAGUCAGCCAAAAUAGUGUCAACGCACGUAAUUGGAACCUCACAUUUUGGGGACUUAAAGAUUGGGAUGGGCCAUAACUUAUCGGACAGGAUUUACCGCUGAAAAACGCCUGCUGCGCUAACAGCCUGCUGCGCUAACAGCCUGCUGCUGAGGAACCAGUGCUCUCACUUUCAUGAGCCUAGAAAACUCUCCGUGCUCCAUCAAGUGCUGGAGCUAUAAACACGCUUCCCUGCACAACAUUUUCCCGUGCACGUGCUGCAGUAUGCCAACUUUAAAUGACAGAUUGAAAGAAUCUUCGCGGCAGACUGUAUGUUGACUGAGUAGGGAGGAGCGGACGCGUCACAACCAGCGGGGCUUCACCUGAGCGCCGGCUGUCACACAUGAUCGGCAGUGGCAGGUAGUGAUCGACGUUCACGAUCACGCUGAAAUCAGCCGAUCACGAUCGGUGACCAAUCGAUCGGAGCAUAAUUUCAAAUCUUAAUAAUUCCAUUUGUAGACUCUCUGAAUCUGAGUCUCUGAAUCGGUGUUGGUUUUGCUAGAUCAAGCGCUCCAAAUAGGUUUUAUGGCUCAGAUCAUGCGAAACUCCAGAAAUGCAGAGAACACAACUGGCCAGUUAGUAACUGGUAAGUUGGGUUUUCAAGACGAAAUGAAGCGAGUCCAAUCGCGAGGAUGGCCAAACGUGUUGUAUUAAUUCUUUUGCCCAUGCCACCCCGACUUAAAGAUACCAGUCCUAGAUCUGGAGAAGUUAUUCUGUGAGAUUUUGAGAUGCAUGAAACAGGCCCUUCUCUGAUUCAUCUUCUUCCAUUUGACCCCUGUUAAUGCCGUUCUAUUGAGUUUGUGCAAGUGAGGUAGAUAUCUGUCGACAGUAGGAUGACUUUUCCGGAUUAUCCCACAGUGUCUUGGGAUUGUAAUACAAAGAACAGAGCGACUUGGCUGUCGACUGGGUGCCGUCGGGUUUUUGUUUCGGGGCGUGGGGGUGUUUCCAGGCCCAUGUUGACAAAACUAGACGCUGUAGUUUUUGUCUUCCUUCCAGGUUCAGUUAUUGAAAACGGGAGGAUAAAAAGCAGUCCUGCUUGUUGAACAUAAUCCAUUUCAUAUUUGCGUUUUUUUUGAGGAGAAGCGCUGGAUGGCAUCCCCGUUUCUGCUGGGGUCGGCCAUAAAAAUGUCAAAAAUUUAAUUUCACAGACAAUUAAAUAGGCUGAAGAUAAGAAUGAGCUCUCUGUCAUGCUCUCAACAUCACAGCGUUACACUUGUUCAUCAGCGUUGCCUCUCCUCUGUCCUACACACACACACACACACACACUGAGGACGUCGAGAUACGACGCAGUAUCCAUAAUUCACGUCGUCCAGCGCACACUACAAAUUGUAUGUGUGUGUGGUGUAAUGGGUGCAACUGGAUUAAAUCUCUAUCUGGAAGCCUGGUUAGCUGAGCCCCGUGUUUUCAUUCGUGACGCAGACAAGUCUUAGCUGCCGUGUGAUUUACUGGGACACAGUGGCAUGAAGGAAGUCUUCGGGAACAAGAGUGAAUGAGUUGCAGGAGAUUCGCAAACUGACCCCCCCAGAACAGCCAAGCGAUAGAGAAACACUGAAGCCCUCAGAUUUUUUUAAGAUGUUUACUGAGGUGGUGACAGUAAAAACACAAGUUUUUAUUCAUGUGAAGUCAAUCUGCCUCCAAUCCAAGCUGUCCUCACGUGGUCCAUCUCUUCAUAUGUCCGGCCGGAAUGUGCGACUUCAGUUCUGCGAGCAACAGACUUCAGUUAUGAUGACGUUUUCUUGGGCAUUUUUUGGUGAAAAACACACAGAAAACCGACAUAUUCCUCUCCACCUCCAUGAUGCGCUGCAUGUUAUCCGUUUAUUUGUUUCCACUGUGAUCACAAUAUACAUUCAUACAUCUUCAGUGAACCACUUCCAAUAUUGCGUUUUGUUUUUUUUCCAUGCAGAUUUAGCGUGGCUCAUUACGGUGAAGCACUCUCUCACAAUCAGGCCUCCCGGUCAUAAUGGUUCUCCUGCUUCUUGGCUUAAUAGUGCAACUGUUCAGUAUUUCCAUCUUUUCCUCAUUUCACCCCUUCUUUCCUGCCAUUCGAGACCUGUGACCAAUGAGCUCACUUGGACCCUGGUAAUACUCUAAAUGUUGUCCAUGUCUGUGUGAGAACGGCCUGUUGUCUUAAGCCAGCUGCUGAACCCCUCUCUUCCUUGUCGAAUUCCUCAUCCUUUGAAGCAUGACCUCAGCUCACGUUGUUUUGUUUCUUAAAGUUUCCUCUCACCCACCCACAAAAGCUGCCAGGCGUCUCUGCUUUUGUUGCUCACUGACAGGGUUACAAAGUUGCAAGAGCUGCUUUCGAGUUCCUCGUAUCAAACUUUCAGAAUACCUUUAUGGAUCACUGUCGUCGGUUUACUGUCUUUUGAAAGUAGUGAUGGGGCGGAGGAGGUUUCAUGAGGCAGUGUCCUUGUUUUCAGGGUCCUCUAGACGGCGCUGUCUGCUGUGUAAUCUUUAGCAGUAAACAACUGUUUCAGUGGAGUCUCACAUCAUUUUUAAACAGAGAGCACCAGCCACUGAAGGCAUAGCAAUGAAAAAACAAUGUUGGGACGACGCUCCCUGUGUAGAGAUAUUUGUGGAGAAGAUGACCUUAGAGCAGAGGUCACCGACAGGUCGCCGGCGGGUGAUUCUUUUUUUUUUUUUUUUUUUGUUACACCAUUGGUUUUUAUUGUGAAAACUCAGCAAAGAGACAAGUAUUUGAGUGGAAUAUCAUUUGAUUUCAGAAGUGUGUACUGAGCCGAUGGUAGCCCUUAGCUUCCGCUUGCUAAAAGGUUGGUGACCCCUGACCCUGGUCAAGGAAACCUCUGCUUCCUUGUCUUUCCUUCUAGACUCCUCAGUCAAGCAGCUUUGCAUCCAGGCGGCUUUAAACACUCUCAAGAUGGCUCCAGUAGUGAAUGUAGAGACAGGUUUCGCUUUCGGUUUCAGCGCUUAUUGAGGUUGUUACGUCACCCUUUAAAAGCUUCCAGAUCUGAGUCGGUGCCAUGUAUUUAUUUUUUUUAUUUUUACACAAUUAGAACUAUUGAACUAUAUUUUAUAACUGAGUGGAGCGAUUGUCCAUGUGCCUUUUUAGCCAAGGUAUCUUUUGUGACACACUAGAUUUGCAAACGUUUUCCUUCAUAGGAGCAAGAACUGACAUUUUCUUAACUAAGAAAGUCUUGGUACUGUAUUUUAACAUGUGCAUAAUGUGAAAAAUAGACUCUUAAAACUGACUUUUUUUUAUUUAUAUAGUUUAUUUUUCAAUACACAAACUAAUACGAUUGUGUUUUAGAUGCAUUUUUGUAGUCGGUUGUUGUAGAGCAGAAAACCAAAUUCAAGGGAAACAAAGUCUGUAUAUUUUGGCUUGCUGAUUUUUAAUUUUGUAAAUGAGAAGGAGGAAUUGUCUCGGUGUGAUGCUUAAGUGUAUGCAGAACAUGUUUGGGCUAUUUUAAUACCUGGCUAUUGUAUUUUUGCUAUUAAAGACUGAUACAAAAGUGUCUCUCUGUGCCAUUUCUAUAUGAAUUGGUGAGUCGACAUGGUGAUGGUUUGGUUGUGGUGCUGGGGGGGCGGGAAUAUGGCUUUGACUCCCUGUGAUUUCUUUUUAUGUUAUUAAAAUUUCUCCACUAAAUAUUGAACGCUUUCUAACUUUGUUAAAUACCAACAUUUGGCCUCAUUCGAUAUUUUCCCGAUACAAUUCAUAUUGCGAUUCUGGUUAAUAUUACGAUUUUUUUUUUCUGCUUCAACAUAAAAAUGCACUUCAUGGUUUCCGACAGAUAUUUGGUCAAAGUGGUGACCGUGAUUGUAUUUGGGUGUUUAGAAACGGUAUUAUUAACUCUUUAUUAAUAUACAAAGCCGUUGAAAAUAUCACGAUAUGGGUAUAAUAUAUGUGAUAAGGUUGUUUCUCUCUCUCUCUCUCUCUCUCUCCUUCUCUGUCUGUCUCGCUCUCUCUCUCUGUCUUUCUCUCUCUCUGUCUGUCUCUCUCUCGCUCUCUGUCUUUCUCUCUCUCUGUCUGUCUCUCUCUCGCUCUCUGUCUCUGUCUGUCUCUCUCUCUCUGUCUGUCUCUCUGUCUUUCUCUCUCUCUGUCUGUCUCUCUCUCUCUCUCUCUGUGUCUCUCUCUCUCUCUGUGUCUCUCUCUCUCUCUCUGUCUCUCUCUCUGUCUCUCUCUCUCUCUCUCUCUCUCCCCUUCUCUGUCUGUCUCGCUCUCUCUGUCUGUCUCUGUCUCUCUCUCUGUGUCUCUCUCUCUCUCUCUCUCUGUGUCUCUCUGUCUCUCUCUCUCUGUCUCUCUCUCUCUGUCUCUCUCUCCUUCUCUGUCUCUCUCUGUCUGUCUCUGUCUGUCUCUGUCUCUCUCUCUGUGUCUCUCUCUCUCUGUCUCUCUCUCUCUCUGUGUCUCUCUGUCUCUCUCUCUCUGUCUCUCUCUCUCUGUCUCUCUCUCUCUCUCUCUCUUCCCCCCACAUCCAGAUUUUUUUGUUUCUAGAAAAGAGGUUCUUAUUCUCGUGAUGUACAGAAUGCAUCUCAUUUUACAUUUUAUACACUAUUUUGCCGCCAUGUAACGUGCAAUGCUGUGCCUUUUGAUCAUUUCUUUGAUGAAUGCACAAAAUUAAUAGAUAUAAAAUAAUGAAAGACAUUCUAUUGUUUUAUAGAAUCUUAUUUUGAAUUAAACUUGAAUUAAACUAAAAAAUUGUCAAUUGCAGUCACCAUCCUGAUUAAUUCCACCAAAUAAAUCUCAAUAAUUCUUUUUUUUUUUUUGUCCCCAUCUCCAUGAUGACAGGUUGUUUCCUGGCAGUACAAAAUAAUAUUGUCUUUAUUUAAAGUCAUUUAACCACAGUGCGAGGGCCGUGUGUGUUUCUAAGGCCUCGGGUUAUAGUGGCAUGUAAAGCCUAGAUAAUCAUGUUGACUGUUUGGUGCUGUUCAUGAAUGAAAAUCGCUUCUUGUAUCAAACGGCUGGAGUGACUCAUAGAGGGGGGUUUGUGAUUCCACUUGUGGUUUGAAAUCCAAUUUGCCAGUUGUCAAACAAUAUGACGUACUUGCCCCUGGGAAUUUUCAUUGCAACAUGGGCUCAGUCAAAGUCUGAAACAGGAUUAUUUACAAGGUGAUGGGCCUUACUUUUGCCUAGUUUUAGGUCUAGUUGACUGCUUGUGACCUCUUAGUGUGUGUGAGCACUACUUCGUGAGAGACUCCAAAUGGUCAGAGUAGUGUCCCUCACACCAAGGAGCCAAACACCACCUCCAUCAUAGUCGACAACGCAGGCCCUGCAUGGCAGCUCCCCGCCACAUGAGCUUCCCACAUGGGAAGCACUGGAGCAGCCAGGCCAGGCAGGGUAUGGAGGGCGCCAAUGGCAGGACAACCACUUAAGGAGAGGUCCAUGCUGGAGACACAUCAUCCGGAUCAGCCAGGGGGACUAGAACAGUGGUUCUUAAGCCCAUGGUUGGGCCGCGAGUGCCUCCUUGAGGGCCGCUAAAAGAGUUUUUGGUUUUACACCUCUGGGCCGUGAGGCGCUCAGUUUUAAUACAUGAGCCACGUAUGGUGGCAGUAGUGAGUCACUGACUUGACAGCUGCAAAUCUGUGAGAGUUACCAAGUUCUUGAAAAGAAAAAAUGACGAACAGUAAAACUGUUCAUGAAAACACCUGUUGAAGCACUUUUGAAAAUUAAUUAGAACAUUUUAUGAUACCUUCAUUUACACUUUACUUGUA
This is a messenger RNA of Synchiropus splendidus (mandarinfish), 11014 nucleotides long. RefSeq names its product zinc finger protein 507 (gene znf507). NCBI's taxonomy places the organism in Eukaryota, Metazoa, Chordata, Actinopteri, Syngnathiformes, Callionymidae. The record is from RefSeq and is a predicted model, not a curated record. The transcript is spliced from 7 exons. Gene Ontology annotation, biological process: regulation of gene expression. The coding region runs from base 115 to 3117 and encodes 1000 amino acids. Gene Ontology annotation, cellular component: nucleus.